GACCUAGACGCCUCCUUUCUGGAUGUGAGCCUCUGACACUCCUCUCUACGCACACUCGACAGCACAACUUCUGCCGGAGGAGCACAGCCAUCAUCAUCAUCACCAGCAUCACUACCAUCAUCAUCAUCGUCACCCCCAUCAGUGCAUCAACUUUAUAGUUUGAAACUCUAGGAUACGAAGUGUAAAAUCAAAGAGCAAUGGCUGUCACGGGGUGCUCACAAUGUAUCAAAUACAUGCUCUUCUUCUUCAAUUUCGUGUUCUGGCUGGCAGGAGGCGUGAUUCUGGGUGUGGCCCUGUGGCUUCGUCAUGACAACCAGACGAGUACUCUUCUCAUGAUCCAGUUUCAGGACCAGCAGGCGCCCAACACGUUCUACAUCAGCGUCUACAUCCUGAUUGCUGUGGGAGUCCUGAUGAUGUUCGUCGGCUUUCUGGGUUGCUACGGAGCCAUCCAAGAGUCCCAGUGUCUUCUUGGAACAUUCUUCACCUGCCUGGUGAUCCUGUUCGCCUGUGAGGUUGCUGCUGGAAUCUGGGGCUUCAUGAACCGGGAGACGAUCUCCAAGGAGCUCAUCAACUUUUAUGACUCGGCGUACGUCAAAGGGGUGGACCCCGUGGACUCGCCUACCAAGCAGGCUGCCGUCAAGGUGCUGCAGCUCUUCCAUAGCACUCUGACCUGCUGUGGUAAGGGGGAUGAUGCCAACCUGUUUGACGCAGCUGUCCUCUGCCCUGGCGCCCCUCCAGUAGACCCCCUCGUCUCCACAAGCUGCCACUUGAAGCUAAAGGACCUGUUUACUGAGAAGCAGUAUGUGAUUGGCCUGGCUGCUAUGGUCAUCGCUGUCAUCAUGAUCUUUGAGAUGAUCUUCACCAUGGUGCUGUGCUGUGCUGUCCGUAACGCAGCACCUGCUUACUAGAGCAAGCCCAGCCGCACAGCGCAGCGCAACAUUUAAAACUGCCAACAGCACACACAACCUCCAGCAUUUCCAGCCAAUGGCAGAACAUUUAUCCCCCCCUUUCUGAAAAGCCUCAAGUCAAGUCAUGGGUAGCAUGGGGACAUGCACUCUAGAUCACACAAGGAAGACAUCCCACUACUCAACGAGGCUCCAGAGGACACACUGACGCCUUAUCGUAGGUUACUCAGCGUAUGAGUCAGUCAGGUCAUUUUAUGAUCCUCACACCCUCGAAUCACGAUAAUGCACCUGUAGAAACCACUAUCGAGAUUCCCACUCACCCUUCCUCUGUUUGUCUGUCUCUGUCUCUGUCUCUGUCUCUUUCUCUC
Molecule: messenger RNA, 1273 nt
Organism: Engraulis encrasicolus (European anchovy)
Lineage: Eukaryota; Metazoa; Chordata; Actinopteri; Clupeiformes; Engraulidae
Product: CD81 antigen-like
Exons: 8
Coding region: 198-908 (236 amino acids)
Cellular component (GO): plasma membrane
Source: RefSeq, a predicted model, not a curated record